AUGAAGGGAUCGCGCCGUGGGGCCGGAGGCCCACCGCGCCUCGAGCAGGACGAGGGCGCGGGCGGCGAUGCUGAUGCUCAUGGAUCGUUCCCACCCAUCAUCCCGCACGCCUCCACACUGCAGGAGGCGCUUCGUUUUUUUUCUUUUGUUUUUUUGUCGAACCCCUCUCCGUCCACCGGGCCAGGGCGGAGGCGCCGUGGGGCCGGAGGCCCACCGCGCCUCGAGCAUGACGAGGGCGCGGGCGGCGAUGCUGAUGCUCAUGUUGGCGUCGACGCGGGCGCAUUCUUAUCAUUCUUCCGAAUUUGA
This is a messenger RNA of Prorocentrum cordatum, 306 nucleotides long. NCBI's taxonomy places the organism in Eukaryota, Dinophyceae, Prorocentrales, Prorocentraceae. The record is from the annotation of a GenBank genome assembly.